AUGUCGGGUCGCUUCAGGGUCCGCUCAUCCAAUGUCCAACGUUGGAACCGGGAACUUGUUCACGGACGCAUCAAUUUGAUCAAGCACAUGAAGCACAGUCCUUUGAAGUUCAACGCUGAUGUCAACCUGUCUCGCUUGUUCCGGCGAUGCGGCACGCACCAACGAGUACCUAUCCAGGUUGCUAUCCCCUACCAGACCUUCAAAGAUGCAGGAUUCGACGUAAACUUUGCAACCGAAACGGGCUCAAUGCCCCGCUGCGAUGCCCGCAUGCUCGAGGGUCUUUCCCAGAAGUUUCUUGGCGCCGCGGCCUCCACGAUAAAGCUCCACGAUACGAUGGUCAAAUCUGCCGAAAUGCAGAACCCCCUAUCCUGGACUUCGUUGGGCUUUACGCUCGAUGACUUCGACAUUGUGCAUAUUCCCGGCGGUCACGACAAGGAAGUGAGGCAGCUCAUGGACUCGACCACCGCGCAGAAGCUGCUGGCCGAUUACUUCCCCCAGACCAAGAAGCCGGGCAAAAAGAUUGUCACGGCUAUCUGCCACGGUCCGCUGGUGCUCUGCAACACCAAGAGCCAGGACGGUAACAGUGUUCUGUAUCACUGCACGACGACGGCACUCCCCGGAUGCUUCGAGUCGCUGGCGUAUCAUGGAACCAGGCUAUUUCUGGGCGACUACUAUAAGACAUACGGUGCGGGCACAGAGAAUGUCGAGGAUUCGCACAGCUUCGUCGUGGAAGAUACAGAGUACAACUACAUCAGCGCGCGCUUUCCUCCUGAUGCGGCAAAACUAGCCGAAAUGACUGUCAACCUUGCCCAUCUCAUACACGUUCAAGGCUUCAAGGGUCAAGACCCGACUACGGCAUAA
Messenger RNA from Colletotrichum costaricense, 861 nucleotides. RefSeq names its product ThiJ/PfpI family protein. NCBI's taxonomy places the organism in Eukaryota, Fungi, Ascomycota, Sordariomycetes, Glomerellales, Glomerellaceae. The transcript has 5 exons. The record is from RefSeq and is a predicted model, not a curated record. The coding region runs from base 1 to 861 and encodes 286 amino acids.